Molecule: messenger RNA, 1602 nt
Organism: Talaromyces amestolkiae
Lineage: Eukaryota; Fungi; Ascomycota; Eurotiomycetes; Eurotiales; Trichocomaceae
Exons: 4
Coding region: 1-1602 (533 amino acids)
Biological process (GO): zinc ion transmembrane transport; intracellular zinc ion homeostasis
Cellular component (GO): membrane
Molecular function (GO): zinc ion transmembrane transporter activity
Source: RefSeq, a predicted model, not a curated record
AUGGCUCUCUCAAAGUCGAACAGGAUUAUUAUCCUGUUGGUCAUCGACACGGCCUUUUUCCUUCUUGAAUUAAUCGUCGGUUAUGCCGUACACUCGCUCGCCCUUGUUGCCGAUUCAUUUCAUAUGCUCAACGAUGUCCUCUCCUUGAUCGUCGGACUAUGGGCUGUCAAGGUCGCUAACCAAGAGUCCAACUCCAAGACAUAUACCUACGGUUGGCAACGUGCGGAAACCCUGGGAGCCCUCGUCAACGGUGUCUUCCUAGUUGCGCUAUGUAUGUCCAUUUUCCUUGAAGCGAUCCAACGACUAUUCGAACCGCAAGAAGUGAAGAACCCCAAGCUGGUUAUGAUUGUCGGCUGCUUUGGUCUGCUUUCCAACAUCCUCGGACUGGCUCUUUUCCACGAUCACUCGCAUGGCCAUGGGCCGGAAGCAGAGGGACAUGACCACGUACACGGCGACGAGGGAGAUUUGCAUGCAGCGGAGGAAGGUCAUCUCCACGAACAUACUACACAGAAGAUGGCCGACGAAAGAGAAACCGUUGCUAGCAUUAUGCCUCAGAACGUGGUGGGCGUUCUGCGUACUGAUACCGAAGAUGUUGGGGAGCGUCCUCAAAUUAUUGGCAAUGAGAAUUAUUCGGCUUCGCCAUCACAGUCAUCUGCAGCAAAGGGCGAACACGCUCGACGCACGUCUCGCGGGUCGAGAGGCUUUGGUAAUCUAGAAGGCAUCUACGUGCAUCCAGGCGACCGAUAUCAAAACAUUAUCAAUGCCAGCCACCUUGAUGACAGUGCAUCUGUAACGGAAUCGGAAGAUAGCGGUGACAUUGAGUCUGCUGUGACUGAGCGUACUCGACUUCUUGGAGCUCAAGCCCGUACACCACGCUACGUCGACGGAGACAGUGUUGCAGUUUCGAAGGCAGCUAAGGACGACGCUCAUCGAAACCAUAACCACGCCAAGCCAAAGACAGGAAAGAAAGCACACGGAGGACAUUCGCACGAUCUCAACAUGCGCGGAGUGUUCUUGCACGUCAUGGGUGACGCGUUAGGCAACAUUGGAGUCAUUGCCUCUGCAUUAAUCAUCUGGCUGAGCCCAUACUCUUGGAAAUACUAUGUGGACCCGGGUAUUUCUCUCGUCAUCACCAUUAUCAUUCUCUGUUCUGCCAUUCCACUCUGCAAAGCUGCCUCCAGGAUUCUUCUGCAGGCUGUCCCCGCCGGAAUGAGCAUUGACCAUAUCCAGGAGGACAUCGACAGCAUUCGGGGUGUCUUGAGCUCGCACCAUCUGCACGUCUGGCAAUUGAGUGACACCAAGCUUGUUGCGUCCAUACAUAUCCAAGUUGGGAGCGAAAUCAAAGAUGAAGGAUCUGACAGCUACAUGGAGAUUGCAAAGGAGAUUCGUCGCUGUCUACAUGCUUAUGGAAUCCAUUCGUCCACUAUCCAGCCUGAAUUUGCUCCAGACACGGAUACUGAGAGUCAAACUGGCGGUUCUCCAUCCCAUGCUACGGACAAUACACGCAUUCCAAGUAGUGCUAGCAGUCUCCGGGAAGAUAACGCUUGCCUUUUGGACUGUGACGACGAGUGUCCUCGUGGACAAUGCUGCCCGAAGAAGUGA